This is a messenger RNA of Anthostomella pinea, 855 nucleotides long. Lineage: Eukaryota; Fungi; Ascomycota; Sordariomycetes; Xylariales; Xylariaceae. The record is from the annotation of a GenBank genome assembly.
AUGCCACCCCUACGCUGCGCGAACUCGCCUCCAGCCGCGAAGCUAUUUUUACAGCUUUGCGCAGGCCGGAGCAGCGUACCUCCAGCCGCAAGUUCUAUCCUCGAUGUGCUUCUGCCAGCACAUACCCGAACUUACCACCUCGCCGCGACCCGGAACCCCACGACGAGAACAGCAGCCAUACCGGCCCAAAGCAGCCUGCGACAAGAUGUCGCCAGGAGAUCUUUUAGCUCGACGAGCGCCUGGAGGAGGACGCAGGCGAUCUACAACCCGCAGCAGGACGAGGACGGCAACGAGAUGCUGAUGGAGAUCACGCCGCGAGCCGCCAACCGUCUAUCCCAAAUCAUGACCAAAGACUCCAACCCGCACCUCGCGCUACGCGUCCAAGUCGAGUCGGGCGGCUGCCACGGCUUCCAGUACCUAAUGUCGCUAACCACGCUCCCGCCCUCAACAAUACCCGCCAGCGCCUCGCGCUCCACGACGCCCCCCGUGCCGACGAACCCGGCACACCCGCCCAACACCUCCGCUCCGAACCCGCCCAGCGAAAGCACUGUCGCCUCUGCAGUGACGCCGUCGACGACGGCGUCGACGAAGCCCUCGGCCACGGAGAUCGGCGAGGACGACACGAUCUUCGCGUUCGUCGCUGACGGGAAAGCGAGUGACGGAGGAGAGCGCGGAGCUGAAGCCGAGGCGGCGGCCGGCCCCAAGAUCGUGCUCGAUGGCCCCAGUCUGGAGCUGCUGAAGGGCAGCAAGGUCGACUUCACGAUGGAGCUGAUCGGUAGCCAGUUCAAGGUCGUCGACAACCCGCUCGCGACGAGCAGCUGUGGGUGCGGCACGAGCUUCGAUAUCAAGGCGUGA